Molecule: messenger RNA, 720 nt
Organism: Mercurialis annua (annual mercury)
Lineage: Eukaryota; Viridiplantae; Streptophyta; Magnoliopsida; Malpighiales; Euphorbiaceae
Exons: 2
Coding region: 238-453 (71 amino acids)
Source: RefSeq, a predicted model, not a curated record
GAAUUGCGACCAUACCAAGUUUGAAUCAUUAGAACUAAAACGACAUCGUUAUCGUCCCUAACAUCAAAAACUUGCCUGCUAUAAUAUUUUGCGCCAAUUCUCCAUAGUUUUUAUGCGCUAGGGAUUUCUUGGUCAAAAUUCAGCACCAUUUGCAUCAAUUACAGGAGGAAAAGAAUUAAAUAAAUAAGUUAAAACAAACAUCAAUUGAGGGAUUAAGAUACAUAGAUAGCCAGAGACAUGAGAAGGGCAAGCGGAAACAGAAGAAGGGACGAGCCAUUGAUGACUCGAAUGGUUAAUUCCGUUUUUGCUUUUGUAAAUUACGCAGAGUUUGAAUUACUCUUCCUUUUCUUCUUCCUUGUUGCCUUUAUCAUGUUCAAAGAUAUCACGUCAAGGCCGGAGUACAAUCAACUUCUUGCAAAGAAGCAUGGCGCUUUCGACUUCUGGGGUCAUUAGAAAGCUUGGAAAUGUGGUCUCCUGUCAACUUUCCUCUAGCUAUAGAAUUUUUCAUAUCCAACUUUUUGCGAAAAUCUUUGUAAUUUCAUAUAACAGCUUGUCAAAUUUUCUGUAAUUUCGUAUGAACAUGGAUAGAGACCUUUUUUCUUCUGAAGUUCUCAUGUUGUCGCUUAGAUAAAUUGUACGUGACGUUGUGUGAUGUUAUUUAUACAGACACGGGUUUAUUUUUUCCGGGAAUUAUAUUUGAAUACCAAUUUUUAUACCUUA